Cryptomeria japonica (Japanese cedar) is the source of this 1338-nucleotide messenger RNA. RefSeq names its product 14-3-3-like protein. NCBI's taxonomy places the organism in Eukaryota, Viridiplantae, Streptophyta, Pinopsida, Cupressales, Cupressaceae. Gene Ontology annotation, cellular component: cytoplasm. Gene Ontology annotation, biological process: signal transduction. The transcript has 5 exons. The coding region runs from base 176 to 961 and encodes 261 amino acids. The record is from RefSeq and is a predicted model, not a curated record.
UAACAGGCUCUUUCUAUGCCCUUUCUAAGCCCUCCGUUGGAGACUGACAUUGCAGGCAUCACUAUAUUUAGCGGGAAAUUUAGUGGUAAAGUGAAGAAUUCAGGUUCGAGCGCAGGGGAAAUAGGUGUUUCUGUUUGCGCCUGUGGUGGUCAUUUUUACCGUUUUGUUUGGAGAGAUGUCGCCCGUAGAGGCUUCCCGCGAGGAAAAUGUGUACAUGGCGAAGCUUGCAGAGCAGGCGGAGCGGUAUGAAGAAAUGGUGGAGUUUAUGGAGAAAGUGACUAAGGGUGUGGAAGUGGAGGAACUGACUGUGGAGGAGCGCAAUCUUUUGUCUGUGGCUUACAAGAAUGUUAUCGGCGCGCGCAGGGCUUCGUGGCGGAUCAUUUCGUCCAUUGAGCAGAAGGAAGAGAGCCGCGGCAACGAUGAACAUGUGGUGAGCAUAAGAGAGUACAGGGCCAAGGUAGAGGCCGAGCUUACCAAGAUUUGUGACUCGAUCCUGCGCCUCCUCGACUCGCAUCUCAUUCCUUCCUCUACCACUGGUGAGUCCAAGGUCUUUUAUCUCAAGAUGAAGGGCGAUUACCAUCGCUAUCUUGCUGAGUUUAAGACAGGAGCAGAGCGCAAGGAGGCCGCAGAGAGCACCUUGCUCGCUUACAAGGCUGCGCAGGAUAUUGCGGUGGCUGAGCUGACCCCAACGCAUCCUAUUAGGCUUGGCCUGGCGCUUAACUUCUCUGUGUUUUAUUACGAAAUUUUGAAUUCGCCAGAUCGUGCCUGUGCCCUCGCUAAAACGGCUUUUGAUGAGGCAAUCGCUGAAUUAGAUACCUUAGGUGAAGAUUCUUAUAAGGACAGUACUCUCAUCAUGCAGCUCCUGCGUGACAAUCUCACGUUAUGGACGUCAGACAUGCAGGAGGAUGCAGGAGAGGAGAUCAAAGAUGCUUCCAAGCUUGAGGAAGGUGGAGAGCAAUAGUUAUUAACAGACACCUAAUCCUGUAUUAAGGCAGUAGAUUAUCAGGCAUUCCUGCUGUAAUUUGUAACUGGUUCCUUUGGGUGUGAUCUUGUUUAUUAGAUCUGCUACUUUGCAGAGUGUAUUGGCUAAUAAACUAUUGUUACCUGCAAUUAUGUUGUCAUUAUAAACAAUCCAUAUUACUAGUCAAUGAUUGGAUAUAGUGGGCUUGGUAAUGUAAGUUUGAUGAGUGAGCCGAGAAGUAAAUUUGUAACCCCAUUCUGUCUUUCUGUUUUAGUCUCUACUCAUGUUCUAAUUCCUUUAACGGAAUAUUUUUCCUGAAUGAAACCCCAUCGGUUUCUAGCCUAAUACAAAUAUAUGAUAUUAUCCUUUAUGAAUCA